AUGGCGAGCGGCGGCAAGCUGUCGUCGUCGGACGCGGCGUACCAGCUGCUGCUGAAAUGCGCCAAACACGGACGAGGCAGAGCUGUGGCGCUCGCGGGCUUGGCGGCGCAGAGGGAGCGGCAGCAGGCACAGGAGCAAAUGGAGGAGCGGAAGAGACGGCAGGAGAAGGAACGGAAGGAGCGGGAGAGAGACGAGCGGAAAGCGAGAGAAGGAGGAGGGUCAGCGCCUCCCAGCAGCUUGUCAAAAGGGCAGUUGAAAGGGGACGCGGAUUUAAGGCUGAAGCGGCCGAUAUCGCGCCAGUUGUUCUGCGACCUCCUUCAAGUUGGCGAUGGUGAGUGGCGCGCCAUUCGCGACAGCUGUAACCUUCCCGCCCGCAUGCUUCUCUCGCUAUCAUGCUCCGUAUUCCGUUUCCUUGUGCUUUUCCCUCCUUCCUCUCUUGAUGUUUCAACCCUUGCAUGGGUCACAGUGCAGCACUCGAGCGGCACGCGCAUCAUCAUCAUCAUCGUCGCAACGCCGCUCAUGUGCUCCACCGCUCCUGCAUUCGCCGUCACUGGUCACGCAGGCAGACUCCAUGAAUGUGCUCCGCCGCAACCGCAGCAGGGGAAGCGCCGGCUGCAGAUGGAUGCUGACGUGGACAGCAGGAGUGACGAGAGGGGCGCGAAGGUGCAGCGAAGCUACGUGCUGCAGCAGGUGGGGCAGCAACGCGGGCAGGCAGGGCGGACGCGAGGCGAGGAGGCGGCGGGUGGACAGAGUGGGACACGCGAGCAGGGUGGGGCGAGUCCGGAAACGGGCAAGGGGAGCAAGCAGGCGGGGAUGGGGCAUGGUGAGGCGUGGGCGUGUGAGCAUGACGCAGGGAAGUCGCACGGCGGAGGGGUGGGGGGAAACGAGUGCGUGACGGAAGUAGGGGAAGCACACACCUUUUUUCUUUCUUCCCCCCUCUUCCAGGACGAGACAGUGCAAGGCAGGGCGUGCACCCACUGUCACCGCUCUGCACCGUGCCGCAUCUCCCGAGUCUUCCUGCGCCUGCCUCGCAUCCUCAUCCUCCACCUAAACCGAUUUCAAACCACCUUCCACCCCACUCCAUGCCUUGAGAAACCCACUUUGUGCCACGAGGAGGCUACUGCCUCCCGUGGAAACCCCCAAGGCAGCAGCACCAUGGCACGGCCUCCAUCGGGCCAACCACCUGCCGCUGCGUCCCCUCCGAUGGCUCAGCACACGCGCCCCCUCGCAUCCCGCCCUCCUCUUGACCCUUCCCCUCCAUGCCCCGAAGAGAACCCAUCUUCCAUGCCAACAGCAACAGCUCCGCCCUCUGCUCCGACUGGAAAGGCGCCUCAUGCUACAACCCACCCUGCCUCCUCUCGCCUCCCCCCUUCUCCUCUUCUGCUUGCUGCUGGGGCUCCGUCGCUCAACCCCUUCUCCCUGGCGAAGGCUGCAGGCAGGCCCAUGGUGUUGAAGGCGGUGUGUGGACCUAAGGGGUUGGUGUGUGGACCUAAGGGGUUGGUGUGUGGACUCAAGGGUGGCGGCCGGCUGAUCACACGUGUGAGUACGGUGGGUGGAGAUGCGGAGGGAAUGGAAAAUGCAGGGAGAGUGGAGGGGCAGGUGGUUGGGAAAAUUAAGUUGCCAAAGGAGAAUGAAGAGGAGGAGGAGGAUUGGGCGGAGCUGCUGAAAGGGGCGGCUGGUGUGAUUGAGGAGGGUGCAGGCGAUGGUGGUGAUGACAGCCCUGUGAGCGUGAUGGUGGAUGGUGGCAGCAGCAGAGUGGGUGGUGGUGGUGGCGUGGAGGGAAUGCAGGCGAGCAGGGGGCGGUAUGAGUGCAGGGGGCGGUAUGAGUGCAGGAAGAACAUGGAUCAGGUGGAGAUUGCCACCUCACUUGACGUCGGUCCCUUUUGUCCAGCAGCGAUGCAGGAAGCUGUCUAUCAAGGCGCAGAGAACCCCGAGUACGACCCGCUGGGGGACACCUUGCUCACGCCGGCCGGCUUCGACGCGUUCUUCCGCGGCUGCACGCAGCUGGAACACCUCUCGCUGGGCUGCCUGCACUGCGAUUUCGGGUUACCACCUUCGCUCUUCCAGCUCGCGCAUCUCCGAUCCCUGGCGCUGGCCGAUCUGUCAGCGGUAACGACGCCAGAAGUGAAGAGCUUGAGCGCGCUCGCGGCGCUCGCCAUCGACACGGCGGUGUGGGAUUUCGAUGACCUAGAGCCCCUCGCGCACCUGCCGAGCCUCACGUCCCUCUCCGUGCGGCACGAAGUCUCGCUUUUAUCAAGCAACGUUCGCCCUCGACCGUUCUCCUUCGCGCGCCUAUCAUCGCUCAGGUCGCUGGAUCUCGGGUCCAGCCCCUCUCUACCGCUCGACGUGAUGUUUCCGUCAGGUUCCCCGUGCAGCGUGCUCGAGCGCGUGUCGCUAUACCAGUGCGACGAGCUUCAGAAUCUCCCCCACGACAUCGCCGAGCGCCUGCCACGCCUGCGCGAGCUGAGCAUCAGCGCGUGCGACACUUUGCUGGAGCAGCCCGAGGCGGUCACGUUGCUCACCGGGCUGCGCUCCUUGAAGCUCGCCAGGUGCCCAUUCGUGGGCCUGCCAGACUACAUGGGAGAGUUGCCUGCGCUGGCAACGCUCGUGCUGCACAAGCUGAACGUCUACUUCCCCGGGUCGUGCAGCCAGCUGCAGUCCCUUGACACGCUCGUGGUCACGGACUGCGAGCACCUGGACGACCUACCAGAGCCGCUCGCCGCCCUCACUGCGCUCAAGACCCUGUGCCUCGCGGGUUCACCCUUCGUGGUUCUCCCUGACGACAUCGGAGGUCUCACCAACCUGCACACGCUCUUCCUGAAAUCGUACAGCGCACGGGAAACCCUUUCUUCCUCCUUCACGCAGCUGGCGUCGCUCGCACGCCUGGAGCUGCACGAGUGCGAGCUGGCGGAGCUGCCAGACGCGAUAGGCGAGUUGAGGCGCCUGUGCGAGCUGUACGUGCUGUCGUGCCCGCAAAUCCAGACGCUCCCAGAGUCCGUGGCAGCGCUGCUGAACCUGCAGGUGCUCGUGGUGGACAAGUGCGGCAACCUCUUCUCCGUGCCCAAGAGUCUGAUCAAUCUCACAAGGCUGAAGCAGCUGGAGCUCACCGAAUGUGGCAGGCUGAGGCGAGCACCUGAGUUCUUGCCGGGCCUAUCUGCAUUGGAGCACUUGCAUGUGGUGUUGGCGUGCGAGGAGGAGUUCCCAUUCCCAUCACCGCACGUGCCGUGCCUGCGCACGCGCACACUCAUCACCACCGGGCGCACACUCAUCACCACCGGGGUCAUAAAGCUUCCACACUUCUCCGCCUCGAGUUUCCAGGAGCUGCGUGAGAUGAAACUGUUCGUGCCUGAGUUGUCAGAAGUCCCAGCCACCAUCGCAGCGCUCCACAGGCUCACCUACCUGGAGAUCCACGCUCCCAAGCUGCCUUCGCUGCCCGAUUCCAUCGGGACACUGUCCAGAUUAGGCAAGCUGAUCCUCUGCGGCUGCAAUGCGCUCCAGCACCUCCCUGCGUCCCUCACGCGGCUGGCCUGCCUGCGAGAGCUGUGUGUGAACAAUGCCGCCAUCACAUGCCUGCCCGCCAACUUGUCUCGCCUCACGCGCCUGCAGAAGCUCGACCUGGAGGGGUGCCAGCAGCUGGAGGCGCUGCCAGACGACGUGGGCGAGCUGAAGCUGCUGGACUGCUUGGUCUCUCAAGGCUGUGACAAGAUGCACGACAGUGAAGGCAAGAUUCGUCUCUCUGGGGGAGGUACUUCGUCCCGCUGGAUGUACUAG
Closterium sp. Yama58-4 is the source of this 3771-nucleotide messenger RNA. Lineage: Eukaryota; Viridiplantae; Streptophyta; Zygnematophyceae; Desmidiales; Closteriaceae. The record is from the annotation of a GenBank genome assembly.